Messenger RNA from Chrysochloris asiatica (Cape golden mole), 641 nucleotides. It is a transcript of the gene ARL2, whose product is annotated as ADP-ribosylation factor-like 2. Gene Ontology annotation, biological process: protein folding. NCBI's taxonomy places the organism in Eukaryota, Metazoa, Chordata, Mammalia, Afrosoricida, Chrysochloridae. The coding region runs from base 12 to 641 and encodes 209 amino acids. Gene Ontology annotation, molecular function: GTPase activity; GTP binding. The transcript has 5 exons. The record is from RefSeq and is a predicted model, not a curated record. Gene Ontology annotation, cellular component: cytoplasm; microtubule cytoskeleton.
UGUCAGUAGGCAUGAUAGCCAAUAGGAGCAAGGAGUGGGGGUCCGGACUAGAAAGAAACGGCGGACGGGAGGGGGCUACUGGGACCAUGGGGCUUUUGACUAUUCUGAAGAAGAUGAAGCAAAAAGAACGGGAGCUGCGACUACUUAUGCUUGGUCUGGACAAUGCUGGCAAAACCACCAUCCUUAAGAAGUUCAAUGGGGAAGACAUCGACACCAUUUCCCCAACACUGGGCUUCAACAUCAAGACCCUAGAACACCGCGGAUUCAAGCUGAACAUCUGGGAUGUGGGCGGCCAGAAAUCCCUACGGUCCUACUGGCGGAACUACUUUGAGAGCACCGAUGGCCUCAUCUGGGUGGUGGACAGCGCUGACCGCCAGCGCAUGCAGGACUGUCUGCGUGAGCUCCAGAGCCUGCUGGUGGAAGAGCGCCUGGCUGGAGCUACCCUCCUCAUCUUUGCCAAUAAGCAGGACCUGCCUGGGGCGUUGUCAUCUAAUGCCAUUCGUGAGGCCCUGGAGCUGGACUCCAUCCGCAGCCACCAUUGGUGCAUCCAGAGCUGCAGCGCGGUCACUGGGGAGAACCUGCUGCCAGGCAUCGACUGGCUACUGGACGACAUUUCCAGCCGCAUCUUCACAACCGACUGA